Molecule: messenger RNA, 561 nt
Organism: Aptenodytes forsteri (emperor penguin)
Lineage: Eukaryota; Metazoa; Chordata; Aves; Sphenisciformes; Spheniscidae
Gene: CNTF
Product: ciliary neurotrophic factor
Biological process (GO): ciliary neurotrophic factor-mediated signaling pathway; astrocyte activation; positive regulation of tyrosine phosphorylation of STAT protein
Cellular component (GO): axon
Molecular function (GO): cytokine activity; growth factor activity; ciliary neurotrophic factor receptor binding
Source: RefSeq, a predicted model, not a curated record
AUGGCGGCAGCAGCAGACAGCCCCUCAGCCGCCCUUCGGCGCCGUGACCUGUGCAGCCGAGGCAUCCGCCUGGCUGGAAAGAUGCGCUCGGACGUCAUCGACCUCCUAGACACCUACGUGGAGCGGCAGGGCUUGGACGCCUCGGCCAGCGUGGCGGCGGUGGAGGGGGUGCCGGCAGCAGCAGCAGAGCGCUGGGAUGAACAGACGGGGACCCAGCGGCUCCUGGAGAACCUGGCAGCAUACCGGGCCUUCCGGGCCCUGCUGGCUCAGAUGCUGGAGGAGCAGCGGGAGCAGCUGGGUGAGGCUGACGCUGCCCUGGGCCAGGCGCUGGCAGCUGUCCUGCUCCAGGUCUCGGCCUUUGCCUACCACCUUGAGGAGCUGCUGCGGUUGGAGAGCCGUGGGCCCCCCAGCGAGGAAGGGGAGCUGGCCCAGUGGGCCGUCAGGUCUGCGCGGGACCUGCGGCAGCUCGCCAAGCCCGGCCCAGGCAGCAGCUCAGCCCCCAGCCCGGCUGGGAGACCCGGUGAAGGCGGGCGGGGGGCGGGGGGGCUUGGGUCCCGCUAG